GUAAACGAGAAAACUCAUGCUGAAUAAAGUGAACGAGGCGUUGCACCGGCGGGGUAGUGGGCGGCGAAAGCGGUUGAUUGAUGAUUAGAUUUACGGUGUGGAUCACGGCGGGGAGAGAGGAUGACUCACUCCGUCUGAUGUGAUGUUCACCCCGCAACAGCUCGGCAGUGCGGUGGCACGCCGAUAGUUGAGCCUGACAUCUCGGGCUGGCUCCACCAAUAGAAGCCAAAGUUUACCAAACUGUGAGGAUGCGUUUGGAUGCCCGUGAGAUGCGCCGUUAGUUUCAAACUUGAGUGGCUGUCACUUGGUAGUUGGAGAGACACGGAGCGUCGUGAUUUACCGUAAAUUUCGUGACGCCUGAUUGCCAUGGAAACAGUGCUCCUGCGCUGAGAGGAAACUGUCCGCGUUAACUUCAGCGCCAACCUUUCCACCGGGGUCGGAUAAAAAAACCCUCGUUGUUUAUUUUUCUUUUGCCCGUGCUUACUUUCUGCAGAAAAUUCACCACAAACAGGGAAGGACGAUGGAGCUUCAAACAGAGAAGAGGUUCCAAUAUCUGACCCUUGAGCAAGUUCAGGCUCUUGACAAAGUCUUGACUGAGAUAAUCCCUAUCCAUGGACGAGGGAAUUUCCCUACGCUGCAGGUGAGAGCUAAAGACAUCAUUCGUGUGGUGAAAGAUCGGUUGGUGGAAAGAGACAUCCAGGUUAAAGACGUACGCCUUAAUGGAGCGACUGCCAGCCAUGUCCUUGUGAGAGAUAAUGGCCUGGGGUACAGGGACCUGGACAUCAUUUUUGGAGUAGAGCUUCCCCGGCAAGAGGACUUCCAGGUGAUAAAGGAGGUGGUGCUUGGCAGCUUACGAGACCUCCUCCCUUGUGGGGUUAACAGGCGGAAGAUCACGUGCCUGACGAUGAAGGAGGCCUACGUGCAAAAGAUGGUGAAAGUUUUCAAUGAGCACGACAGGUGGAGCCUCAUUUCGCUUUCAAACAACAAAGCUAAAACCGUGGAGCUCAGAUUCGUUAGCGCCCUUCGAAGGCAGUUUGAAUUCAGCGUGGACUCCUUCCAGAUAAUAUUAGAUCGUAUGCUGGAGUCCUACUGGGAGAGUGAAAGGAAGCAAGGAGGAAAGCUGCCACUGAACGCUGGGAAUUUGUCUAAAAGAGACAAGAAAGAUGAAAACAAAGAGCAAGAGCAAUCAAGCAGUCCUCAGGGCGUUGAAGGAGAUAUUGAAAAAGAUUCCACAAUGGCAACCGGCGCAGAAGGUCCACGCCAGGACGAAGCAGUCUCUCAUUUUGCUGAGAAAGAACUCCCAUGUGCGGAGGUUAAGCAUGUGGAUGGAAAAGCGGAACAGAUGUUAGAACCCAAUAGAACUGACAUACAGCAUGAACAAGAGGAAGUGGAUGGCAUUGAGGAUGUGCAUUCAGAGGAGGAAAUUGUGUUUGAGCUUUGUGAAGAAAAUGCAGAAGAGAAAGGAAAGUUUCACAGCGAUUAUCCUUUAGUUGCAUCCCCUAAAACUUUAUUUACAGACAUCGUAAAUCCUGUGACAGCAGCUUGUUUAAAGCCACAGAGUAAUGAAGAACUACGUGAGUUACAAACUUCUGAGUCUGUGCCUACAACAAACACUGAAAAGUCAGCUCCAAAAGAGAUAGCCCACUGUGAAGAAAUUACUCAGUUUAAAGUAGGCCCAGUGCUCUGCAGGACUGAAAAUACCCCAAGUCUUCAAGACUCGCACCUUGAGUUCUCCUUUCCUCCUCCAGCUAAAAAAACUUGCAACACAUCACAGGACAUUGUGCCUGAACCCUGUCCCUCACCAAAAUUACAGAGGAAAAUGUCUCGAAAGUUGAUCAGCAAGCCUGAGAAGUGGUCUUUACUGACUGACUUGUCAGACCUUACAACGCAGCUGUUCCCACCCAUAGAAAUACCAAAACCACUUCAACCUAAACCUCCUUUGCUGGAGAGCACACAAGUUCCUAGCUCAAAAGUACCAGAAUCCACGUCAGAGAACUCUGAAGACAGAGACACCGUUAGAGUUCCCACACUGUGUCCAAGUCCAGCCACUACACCUCAGGAAGGGACUAGCUCCAGUCAAACUGUGGAGCAAUCGGUUAAGCCGAAACACUCGAAGAAGCCUCCUGAUUCAAAGGCUCAAAAUCACGCAUGUGAAGCUGACAAAGCCUCACGAGUAAAUGAGCAAAAACCCGAGCAGCCAGACAUGGCCCCGAGCUCAUGGACGGGGAUGUCAGGGGAGCCCACCAUCACUGUAGAGGCAGAGUGUAUGUAUGGAGACUUUGAGCAGGCAAUGGACCACCUCCGCCACCGCCUCAUUGCCACGCACAACCCAGAGGAGAUCCGAGGAGGGGGCCUGCUGAAAUACAGUGACCUGUUGGUGAGGAACUUCAGGCCGGCCAGCGAGACAGAGAUCAAGUCUUUGGAGAGAUACAUGUGCUCCCGCUUCUUCAUCGACUUCCCGGACGUAAGCGAGCAGCAGAGGAAGAUUGAGGCCUACUUGCAGUGCCAUUUCGUUGGCAGUGAAGAGACAAGCAAGUACGACUAUUUGAUGACCCUGAGGCGUGUGAUAGAUGAGAGCACGGUUUGUCUGAUGGGACACGAGAGGAGACAGACGCUCAACAUGAUCACAGUCCUGGCUCUGAGGGUGCUGGGUGAACAGAACGCCAUCCCCAACACGGCCAACGUCACCUGCUUCUAUCAGCCGGCCCCUUACAUGACAGAGCCAAUUUACAACAGCUACUUCAUCACUCAAGCCCAGCCCCCGCUCGUCUACCACCCUUACCCUCUACAUGUCCACAUGCAGACUGGCCUGGUGUAGCACAGGUACACUGACAUGCCCACUGGGAGGCAUGCGGGCUGCUAUUAGCAUGGUGCUCUGCAAACAGACGCACAAAUGGAAGUUUUAGCAACAACAGGCAACCACAGGCGCAGUGUUGUUUAAUGUUUGAAAUCCCUCCUGCUUUAUGACAUGAAAGAUAAUGAAAGGUCACACCUGAAAGGGAUCUGGAAGCAAAGCACGUCACCCUUUCAAGAUGAACACUUUUGAAAAGGAAAGAAUCGUUAGGAGCUCACAUUUCAGAGAGAUUGGAGAGAGGAUUUUAUUGAAGAUGAGGGACUUUGUUUAUGGCCGCUUCGGCUGGGUUUUGGCAGGAAUCUGUGCUGAUCACCCUCCACCGUUGAGGAGAAUGUUGUGAUGAUAAUUCUUUAUGGCUAGACAGUAAACUUCUCUAACAUUUAAAACAUAAUCAAUGACACAAAUCUUACUUUGGAUGAAGUUUGAGUCAGUUUGAAUCCUUGACAUAUCUGAGGGGUUAAAACCCUUUUAGCUGUUUUGUGAAUCACCAGUCUGUAAGGUAACGUUUAACAUCUGGCUAUAUCUGUGUGUAUCUGUAUAGAAAUAGGACCCCAUUUACUGAGGGAACACAUUAGAUACAAUCUUGUGUGGUGUUUCAGUGAAAUUAUUAGUUCUGUAUUUGUGAAUGUAAACACUCAAAUGUAAGGGCGUGAAUAGGUCCAGCUUCAUUAGGGACUGUUCACAAUACUGGCACAAAAAUAGACAGACAGACAGACGGAGGGGCAUUGACCUAGGGCGUCCAGACUGAAAAUGAGGAAAAACAGUAUCACAUAGUUGAAAUCAACUAACAUGACAAUUGCGUGUUUUAUCCUCUCUUCCUUAACCCCCUUCACUUCCGUAAUGUUCACAAUGUGACGUUGACCAGUAGGAGUCUACUUAGCUUUUCAACACACAAAAUGGCAAAAUAAAGAAGAUGCUAAAGGAUAUAUAACCAUAUGAUCGUCUGAUAGAAAUGGACUGAGACAGUUUUAUAGGAUGUUUGCCCUUACAACAGCCACACUCAUUCAUACCAUUGUUUUUUUUUACAUUUUGGCCAGUAUUGUGUAGUCUGAACCUGACCUAAUAAACGUAGAAUCUGCUUCACUGUGGGUGUAGUUUGAUCACAUUUUAUCAGUAGACCAGAAUAAGCAAACCACCCACUCACAACAGAUAUUAAUUCAAAUAUUUCUAAAUUGUGAUUGGUUCACAAUACCAACUUUAAAAAAAAAACAAAAAAAAACGCCCA
Molecule: messenger RNA, 4079 nt
Organism: Mugil cephalus (flathead mullet)
Lineage: Eukaryota; Metazoa; Chordata; Actinopteri; Mugiliformes; Mugilidae
Exons: 2
Coding region: 521-2818 (765 amino acids)
Biological process (GO): mRNA stabilization
Molecular function (GO): RNA binding; poly(A) RNA polymerase activity
Source: RefSeq, a predicted model, not a curated record